Messenger RNA from Aspergillus chevalieri, 1563 nucleotides. It is a transcript of the gene MT2, whose product is annotated as putative cyclopropane-fatty-acyl-phospholipid synthase. The transcript is spliced from 4 exons. NCBI's taxonomy places the organism in Eukaryota, Fungi, Ascomycota, Eurotiomycetes, Eurotiales, Aspergillaceae. The coding region runs from base 1 to 1563 and encodes 520 amino acids. The record is from RefSeq and is a predicted model, not a curated record. Gene Ontology annotation, biological process: cellular response to biotic stimulus.
AUGACGACGGAGAAGAUUCACCCCGAGUCUCCUGAGGAGUUCGAGUUCAUCGAGACUCCUCCGGCUUCUUGCAUCACUCCCGCGGAGCCAUGUGGUGUGCGGACGACAUCGUAUCCUGCUAUCAAGAAUGCUCCCGUUCCCGCCGAUUCUCCCGGCAGCGAUGGCUUCUCUAACAUCCUGCUCUUCUCUUUGCUCGUGCUCAUUCCGUGGUACCUGGCCCGCCAGGUUGGCGGUGGUUUCUACACCACCAUCUUCUUCGCUAUCUUUACCACGAUCCCCAUUCUGAUGGCCUUCUGGACUAUUGCUUCUUCCGUUUCUCCCCGUAAGAACGAGAAGGCCAAGUACGCUGGUCGUCCCGUCGAGCACUACCUUCAGUUCCACAGCGAGCAUGACCGUGCUGCCUACCGCGGCAAGAGCAAGAUCCCCAUGGAGGUCUUCUACGAGAAAUACUUCAAUGGCGAGGUUGACUUCAAGGGUGAUGCUCUUGAGUGUCUCGAGUUCCGUCACGACUGGGCCAACUUCCGCUUCACCAUGGGUCUCUACAAGCACUUCCUGUUUGGUUUCAUUCCCGAGUUGCUGAUUCACUCUCGUUCUCAGGAUGAAGAACAGGUCCGUGACCACUACGACAGAGGCGACGACUUUUACGCUUGGUUCUUGGGUCCUCGCAUGAUCUACACCUCCGGUCUGAUCGGUGACGUCAACAGAGAGGAGACUCUUGAGGAGCUCCAGGACAACAAGCUUGCGGUUGUUUGCGAGAAGAUUGGUCUUAAGCCUGGCGACACCGUUCUCGACCUCGGCUGUGGCUGGGGUACUCUGGCCAAGUACGCUUCGGUCCACUAUGGCGCUCACGUUACUGGUAUCACUCUUGGUCGUAACCAGACUGCCUGGGGUAACAAUGGUCUCCGCAAGGCCGGUAUCGAAGACUCUCAAAGCCGCAUCCACUGCUUGGACUACCGUGAUGCUCCCCGUGUAUCCGGAGGCUACAAGAAGAUCACUUGUCUUGAGAUGGCUGAGCACGUCGGUGUGCGCCACUUCUCCAGCUUCCUGUCCCAGGUCUACGACAUGCUUGAUGACGACGGUGUCUUCUUCCUGCAGAUCGCUGGUCUCCGCAAGUCUUGGCAGUACGAGGAUCUCAUCUGGGGUCUUUUCAUGAACAAGUACAUCUUCCCCGGUGCUGACGCUAGCACUCCUCUUGGCUUCGUUAUCGACAAGCUCGAGGGUUCCGGUUUUGAGAUCAAGGGUGUUGAUACUAUUGGUGUUCACUACUCUGCCACUCUCUGGCGGUGGUACCGUAACUGGAUGGGCAACCGUGAGAAGGUUGAGGCUAAGUACGGCAAAAGAUGGUUCCGCAUCUGGGAGUACUUCCUUGCUGCCUCCACUAUCACUUCCCGCCAGGGUGGUGCUACCUGCUGGCAGAUCACUCUCGUCAAGAACAUCAACUCCACCCACCGUGUUGAGGGUAUCAACUCGCAGUACGGUCUUACCGGAGCCCGCCAGGCCUCCAUUGACAACGUUGGCAACGGCAGCGUCCCUAGCGCUCACGUGCCUACUGUUACCAAAUAA